AUGAUGACGACGUGCCGUCUGCUGUGCGCCCUGUUGGUGCUCGCCCUGUGCUGCUGCCCGUCCGUGUGCACGAAAGACACUAAUAUGGAUCAGAAUUCAGGCUCUAAUGGAAAGGUCGGCAGUUCAUUGCCCCCUGCACCAGCCAAUAAUUUAGCUCCGGAGGCCCCAGUAAUUUCAAACAAGAACACGACGCCUGGGGAUCGUGCCGACGCCGGUCAAUCGCCCUCUCCACGAGAGGCAGUAUCACAGGUGACCGCUGCGUCAGGGCCGCCGAGUAGUGGGCUCGAUGCGGAGCCGGGAAACGUUGGUGGAGGGGGAUCAGAAUCAAAAGACAAAAUCGAUGUGUUGCAGGGAGAAGAUAUUGACGAUACGAGAGGACGAAAAAGUAAGACGAAUGCAUUCGCACACCAGACAGAUCAGGAAGUUGAGGAUCCUGCCAAGAAGACCACAACGACCACAACCACAAAGGCACCAACUACGACCACCACCACUGCGCCCGAGGCACCAAGUACGACGACUACGGAGACGCCAACCACGACGACCACCCGUGCACCGUCACGUCUUCGCGAAGUCGACGGCAGCCUCAGCAGCUCUGCGUGGGUGUGUGCCCCGCUGCUGCUCGCCGUAUCCGCGCUGGCGUACACCGCUGUGGGCUGA
Trypanosoma cruzi is the source of this 657-nucleotide messenger RNA. RefSeq names its product mucin TcMUCII, putative. NCBI's taxonomy places the organism in Eukaryota, Euglenozoa, Kinetoplastea, Trypanosomatida, Trypanosomatidae. The coding region runs from base 1 to 657 and encodes 218 amino acids. The record is from RefSeq and is a predicted model, not a curated record. The transcript has a single exon.